GAUGUUGGUGUGUGUGCGCACUCGAGCUGCUCCAUCAGUGGUUCAGCUGCUGUUCGCUUCUCCUUUUCUCUCUGGAGUGUAAAUUAUAUAUUUAACAGAUUAAUUAAUGUUUAAGUUUUGAUCAGUGAGACCUGAAGCGCUGAAUAUACCGGACUGCGGCGGGAACACGGUUCUUCUGUGGGCUUUUUUAAAGUUGUGGUGUUUCAGCUUUUAAAUUUCAGUCAUUGUGGAGAAAAAAACUGGGCUUUUAACUAAGUUAAUUAAUAUUUAUCAUCUUUAAAGCAAAAAAAAAUUUGGGAGUGUUUGUUCUGGAAUCGCAGGACACAUCAGAAACUAAUUUUACGUUGUGAAGUUAAACUUCUCCGAAUCCAACUUUUUUUUUUCUGAGGUGAAAAAAAUGCUAAGCUAAUUCAUAUUUAGCCAGAGCUAGCUUAGCAUGCUAACAUUCCUCCUCAGAGAAAGCCCUCGGACUCGGCUACUUUCUCUCACCGCGAUGCUUCUGACCUGACUGGAUUUAAACAUAAAAAAUUCGUCAUAGAAAGAGAAAAGGUGAAGAACAAAAAGGUGGAGCUGCUGAUUUAUUCACCUUUGUUGCAUGCCUCUUCAUUUGCUGAGUGAGAUCUUGAGACGUGGAUCAUAAAUGAGAAGCACCUGAGGUGGUGUGUGUGUGUGUGUGUGUGUGUGUGUGUGUGUGUGUGUGUGUGUGAGUGUGAGCAAGUAUGAGUGUGAGGAUGAGCUCUAAGCGCAGUCUGCUGAUGCGGUUGGUGCCAUGCCGGUGUUUGCGUGGUGAGGAGGAGACGAUCACCUCUCUGGACUACAGCCACUGCAGUCUGGAGCAGGUUCCCAAAGAGAUCUUCAGCUUCGAGAAAACCCUGGAGGAGCUCUACCUGGACGCCAACCAGAUCGAGGAGCUCCCCAAGCAACUGUUUAACUGUCAGUUACUGCACCGGCUGAGUCUGCCUGACAACGACCUGAGCAUCCUGCCCCCGGCUAUUGCCAACCUCAUCAACCUCCGAGAGCUCGACGUCAGCAAGAACAGUAUACAAGAGUUUCCUGAAAAUAUUAAAAACUGUAAAGUCCUGGCCAUUGUUGAAGCAAGUGUGAACCCCAUUUCUAAGCUCCCAGAAGGUUUCACACAGCUGCUCAGUCUAACUCAACUCUACCUGAAUGAUGCCUUCCUUGAGUUCUUACCAGCGAGCUUUGGCAGACUGACAAAACUACAGAUUCUGGAGCUGAGAGAGAAUCAGUUAAAGAUGCUGCCCAAGAGCAUGCAUAAGCUGAUGCAGUUGGAACGGUUGGACCUGGGGAGUAAUGAGUUCACUGAAGUGCCGGAGGUGUUGGAGCAGCUCACAGGCAUAAAAGAGCUGUGGAUGGAUGGGAACAAGCUGACAGUGUUACCCCCGAUGAUUGGGACACUGAAGCAGCUCAAAUACCUGGAUGUGUCUAAGAACAACCUGGAGAUGGUGGACGAGCAGAUCAGCGGCUGUGAGAACCUGCAGGACCUGCUGCUGUCCAACAAUGCCCUCACACAGCUCCCCAGCUCUAUAGGUUCUCUAAAUAAGCUGACGGCUCUGAAAGUGGAUGAGAAUCAGCUUGUGUGUUUGCCAGAGUCAAUAGGCGGACUCACGGCUCUGGACGAAUUGGACUGUAGCUUUAACGAGAUCGACUCUCUCCCUGCCGCCGUGGGAAAUUGUGUGAACCUGCACACCUUCGCUGCUGACCACAACUUCCUCACCCACCUCCCUCCUGAGAUGGGCUGCUUGAAGAACGUCACAGUUCUGUUCCUGCACUCCAAUAAACUGGAGUCUCUGCCUGAGGAGAUGGGAGACAUGCAGAAGCUCAAGGUCAUCAAUCUGAGCGACAACAAGUUGAAGAAUCUUCCCUACAGCUUCACCAAGCUGAAUCAGGUCACUGCUAUGUGGCUCUCUGAGAACCAGUCCAAACCCCUGAUCCCCCUGCAGAAGGAGGAGGAACCCGACACGCACACCACCGUCCUCACCAACUACAUGUUCCCUCAGCAGAGCCGAACCGAGGAGUACGCUCAGAACUCGGAUGGUGAGAGCUUUAACCUGACUCUGUGGGAGGAACAGCGAAAACAGCGAGCACAAGUGGCCUUCGAGUGUGAUGAAGACAAGGAUGAGAGAGAGGCUCCUUCUCGGGAAGGGAACCUGCGGCGUUACCCCACACCGUACCCUGACGAACUGAAGAACAUGGUGAAAACAGCGCAGUCUGUCGCUCACCGCCUCAAAGAGGAUGAGUCCGGAGAUGAGACGGUCAAAGAGAGGAACCACAUCGGAGUGCAGAGUGUAGGAGUGAAGGUGAUUGAAACUCCAUGUACCAAUGGCAAAGCACACGAGCCGGAGUCCAAAGCUCCGGUCCAGAAUUCCACUCCACCUGAUCCGAGAGACGUUCCGGAUAACUGUAACACGGAGAGGAUCCCACUGAAGAGCUCGGAGAACACCGGACCUACCGUCAACUACGAGGAGAGGCUCGAGGAAUCAGAGGAGCUGUCAUCUGAUGAAGAGGAGAUGAAGAUAGCGGAGAUGAGACCUCCUCUUAUCGAGAUCUCCAUCAACCAGCCCAAAGUGGUGGCCCUCAGCAAGGAUAAGAAGGAUGACAGUAAGGACGCAGACUCUUUGCUGGAUGAGACGGUGGCCAACAGUAACCAGAACAACAGUAACUGUUCCUCACCGUCCCGCAUGUCCGACUCUGUGUCUUUAACCACAGACAGCAGCCAGGACAACUCACUGUGUACUCCUGAGAGAGAGACCAAGAUCCUCCUCAUCCCCAAAAACAGACAUGAGGAUGAGAACCUGAACCAGCUGAAGGAGUCAGUUCCACUACUGCAGAACUGUAACGGCUCGGAGACCUCGCUGCAGACCGCCCUGAAGAACCAGCACACCUACGAGAGUAAAACGGGUACCAACAUGCCCGACUACGAGCUGUCCAUGGAGGAGAAGCUGGCGCUCAUCGAGAAGGAUAUCAACUGCGUGUCUGAGCCGUUCAGCAAGUGGGAUCAGAUCAACAUGAACGUCUCUUAUGAGAACAUGGAGAAGACCAAGAGCACCUCUACAGUGGAGACCAGGCUCAGCAACAACAACGCCAGCUCUGUGGAGAACCUCAACAACGGAAACCAGAACGGUAAAGUGCAGCCGGGGGAGGGCAUGACGAGACAUGAGGUCGUCCGAACGGUUGUGGCGUCCAGUGAAGUGUCUCUGUCUCGCAGCACGGAGGAACUGACCCCUGAGAAGAGAUGUCCUCCAGCUACCGUGAUGAAAUCUCAGAGUAUCAGCAACAUGGAGGCCGGAGGAAUGAAGCUGUACUCCAUGGGAUCUGAGGUUCCUCCGUACGAGUGUGUAGUGGGUUCUCCAGCUGUUCCAGGCCCCCAGUGUCAGAGCAUCGUCCGUUCCAAAUCAGCCUCACUGCUUGAAGACCAGCCUCUGCAGGUCCACCCCAGUUCCUCAGGUUCCUCCUCUGACCUCCUGAGCUCCAGAGCUCCCACCCGCUACCCCGUUGCCCCCCCGCCUCAGUAUAACAUCCAGUACGCGAGCAGUAGUGUGCCUAAAGAGAACCUAUGGUGCCAACGUACCCCGGUGCCCCCUGAUCAGCCAUACCUCCCUCCUCAGCACUCCUUUGCCAACACCAACUACUCUAACCGCAACAACGCACCGCCAUACCCCCACCAGCCCCAGCAGCGCGGUCCACCCAAAACACCAGACAUGUGGGCAAAGGAUCGCAUGCUGCCCCCUGGUGUGCAGAGAAACCCCCUGCAGAGGCAGAACAGCACCUCCUCCAACGCCUCCAUGGUCAUGGUGGAACCACGUCGUGUCCCAGGCCCAGAUGGUGACUACUUGACCUACAGAGAGAUCCACAGCAUGCCCCGAGCUCCUCCACAGAUGAACCUUCAGAGACCCCUCUCAGCCCGCACCUAUAGCGUGGACGAGGGGAACGCGCCACGCCCUCACAGCGCCCGCCCUCCACCACAUGAGCUCCCUGAGAGAACCAUGUCUGUCUGUGACUUCAGCUAUCAGCACGGCAGUCCGAGCAAGAGGCCCAACGUCCGGGUGAAGUCUGAGCACUCGCUGCUGGACGGAGCUCCAGGUGGGAGUGGCAGGGUACCGACUGACUGGAGAGACCAGGUCAUGAGACACAUUGAGGCCAAGAAAAUGGAGAAGAUGACCAUGCUGUCUCGGUCUUUGGCCACACUGUGUGGCAGUCAGAGUUUUAUGGCCUUGAGCACUGUAGAUGGACAGCAGUUUGGAGGCUACAGGCCCAGCGAUGAGAGUUUUGGUCCUUAUGGACAGCAGGGCUACACCAUCGACUCGCACAGAAAAGUGCCUUUGAUGAAUGGUCAGAUGUGUGCUCCUCCUCCACUCCGCUCACAGAUGAACUGUGCUCAGGCCCCGAUGGCUCGUCAUCCCUCCAGAGAGCAGCUCAUCGACUACCUGAUGCUCAAAGUGUCCCAGCAGCCCCCGUGUCCCCCACGUCACCCCCAUGACACCCUGCCGCAUGAGAUGCAUGUGAAGAUUGAGAAGAACCCUGAGCUGGGCUUCAGUAUAUCAGGAGGAGUGGGAGGACGAGGGAACCCGUUCCGCCCUGAUGAUAACGGGAUAUUUGUGACAAGAGUUCAGCCUGACGGACCUGCUUCUAAACUCCUCCAACCAGGAGACAAGAUCAUCCAGGUGAAUGGAUACAACUUUGUUAACAUCGAUCACGGGAACGCCGUGUCCCUCCUGAAGAACUUCCCCAGCACAGUGGACCUGGUCAUCAUCAGAGACAUGGCAGCGUAGAAACUCCACAGAACCCAGGAUGUCUGAAUGUUCGUUUUUAUUUUUGUACACGGAGGAGGAGGAGGAGUCAUGUACAGCUGAACUGUUUUUAAUGGAAGGAUGUGAGCAUUGUAAUGAAACGAGGCAAAACCACUGCGGGGUGUGGGCGGAGUCUCUGCAACAGCCUUCACUGUGGGAGAAACAAUACGCACAACUAAACUGUGCUUUUUGUACAAUUUUUUUUAAUAAUUCACCGUAGAGUACAGUACAGAGAUGUCCAGCAGGGGGCAGGGCUCUCUGUCUGCUGACAUCAGCAUGCCUGUAUUUUUAGUUUUAUUUUUAAAUCGCAUUUCAAUUUCUUCGUAUUUUUUCUUAUUUAAGACAGUUCUCGGACCUGUGGAGCUGUUGAUGUGGAGGUCAGUGUGCUUUACAGAAAAUCUGACCGCAUCCACAUGUCUUCAACCAGAGUGUUCCGUCACGUCUCUAAGUCUGUCCCUUAACUCCUUUAGAACCCAGCUGUUCUGUAAAGAACCUGUGUGUGAGAUGUGGUGAAGAGGAACCGAGGAGAAGUUAUAGAGGACAGAAGUGUGCGAAUAUGCACAUGGACAUGACACAGUGCAUGCUGGGAAAAUCUGAUGUCAGAUAUUUUAUGGACCUCACACCUAAAGGGCUUCCUGUGGAGAUGAGUGAUUUUCCUCGUCUCACAUCAGACCACACCCACCACACUGACCACACCCACCACACUGACAUUUUUACUUCACUCUGAGCUCGACUCACUGAUCUGAGCUCGCUCUCUCACACACACACACAUCUUUAUGUUUAAACAGUUUCAGUGUUGAAUCACUUGUUUGCAUUUGGGUCUUGGAACACAGACAGACGAAUGAGAAGGACGUGUGAAGUGCCAAUUAACCCUGACGGGUCGGAGUUAGGGUGAAAGGUCGUGACCUUUUCGAUUCUGAGCAAUACUCACUGAUCCACACAGAUGAGAGAGCAAUAGCAAGACUUCACUUUCAGAAAGCUGAUUUGUCAGAACAAUUUAAACAAAAAAAAAAAACACGUGCAAGUGGAACUCUUUUAGUACUGCAUUUUUUUGUGAUAGCAUUUUAUAUUGUAAAUCUUUUAGACGACAUAGGAAACAGCAUUUUUGAAUAUUUUGCAAAGCUGUUCUUAAUGCUGUGUUUGGUUUAAUCCUGAAACGAAUCCUGAUCUCAGCUUAUACAAGACAAAAAGAGAAAGCCUGAGUGAGUCCAUCGCCGUUUCAGUGAGUACAGCACCGAGCUGCUGAUUAACCUCUCAAACUCCAGCAGUCAAGCUGAAAGUCUUAGAGACAUUUUGUUUUUUCGUGCACAGCUCUGUAUGUACACAAAAAGUGAAUGUUGUACUGUGUGAAAUUCCUGCAUGAAAUCACUCCCUUGCUGAUUUUUAUUCUGGAUGUAAAUCAUCGUGGUUCUGAAGCUCUACAUGAAUGAAUUUAAGGCCAAAUUUACUUCAUCAGUGUGUGCAUUAAAAUACAGACUUAAACACUGAUGCUUGUCGUAUCUGUAGUGAAGCCAAUUUAAUGCAUUUGGUUUUCUGAUUUUAAUUUAGACUGGCAGGACAGCACGUCAUUGACGACCCGACGCAGUAAUUCGGUAAACAGAGUCCAUAGCAGCGUUGCUGUUCUCCUCCUCCUCCGUCUGCUGGAGGAGUGAAUAAUUAUGUCCUGUUGUACUUUAUAAGCGCUGUGGUUUUUCCUCAUGAACGACUUCAAUAAAGGCCCCGCAAUCAUCAUGUUUUAUCGCCACCAGUGAAAUCUUCAAAAAUAAUCAUGACCAUCUGGAAAUCAAAUUAAAAUCUGAUUAUUUUUGUUGCAUAAAAAUAACAACUGGUCUUUAUGGACUGUCCCGUGUUCAUCUAUUUAUUUAGCGCUUUAGACUUUUUCUUUUAACGUUUAUUGAUGACUAAUGAAACUGUAAAUAUUUCUGAGUUUACUCACGGCAUUACUGACCUUUUAGUUUAUAAAGACCAGCAAUAAAUCCCAUCACAGCAGCGGUUUUUAAAUGGAUAGCGAAUUUAAAGGUUUCUCUGGAAGCAGCUACGUGAAGCUGAUCGCUAUGCAUUUAUUCUACAUUCCAGAUUUUGUACAUAAUUUUAGGUUUCAUGUUAUCCUGUGGAAACAAAAAAUAAAUAAACAAAUGGUCUUUUAGAAA
Messenger RNA from Neoarius graeffei (lesser salmon catfish), 6958 nucleotides. RefSeq names its product erbb2 interacting protein (gene erbin). The record is from RefSeq and is a predicted model, not a curated record. NCBI's taxonomy places the organism in Eukaryota, Metazoa, Chordata, Actinopteri, Siluriformes, Ariidae. The transcript has 27 exons. Bases 720 to 4790 code for a protein of 1356 amino acids. Gene Ontology annotation, molecular function: protein binding. Gene Ontology annotation, biological process: neurotransmitter receptor transport postsynaptic membrane to endosome; neurotransmitter receptor transport, endosome to postsynaptic membrane. Gene Ontology annotation, cellular component: adherens junction; postsynaptic membrane; postsynaptic density.